Messenger RNA from Coprinopsis cinerea okayama7#130, 1461 nucleotides. RefSeq lists its product as hypothetical. The record is from RefSeq and is a predicted model, not a curated record. The coding region runs from base 1 to 1461 and encodes 486 amino acids. NCBI's taxonomy places the organism in Eukaryota, Fungi, Basidiomycota, Agaricomycetes, Agaricales, Psathyrellaceae. The transcript is spliced from 4 exons.
AUGGAGCUCUCUUCACGAGCGGUUGGAUUUUGUGCUACGCUCUUCAUCCUCCCGUCAUCGACCUCGCCGUCAUCCUCUUCACCCUCCCAGAAAAUAUCCGCCAUGGACAGCACAAGGCCAUUCCUCUACUUGCUCCAAUUUUUGGUCAUCAACGAGACAAGCAGAAGUUUCGCUCCUCGACCAAAUCGUCCCUCCUUCCUUCAGCCGCCGUCAACACAUUCCUCUCUCCAACCUCCCCGACCCGGUCCAGUUUAUGAAUAUACCUUCAAGGCAAACGACGACGACCCAAACAAUCUAGUGCAGCAUCUUGUGCUGCUUGAAACCAUUCUCGACUUUAUAUCCCUCGAUGCUCGGCUGAAAAUGGCCACUUGCUCAACCCACCGAUUCGUACCCACGGUUCUUUGCCCUCGUUCAAGGAGAUGCGCAGGCUCGGAAUCAUCUCUAGCACCGACCCACCUGGCCCGCAGCAUGCUGUUCACUCUCUUGUGGGUCAAGCGCCACCGCCUUCAUGGUCCUCAGAUCAUGGUGCAGCUGUUAGGCAUGGGCUUGUGGCGUCUUGUGCUGGAAUUGUAUUUGGAGGAGGAGCCACUGGAGGAUCGACGAGUCAGAGUCAUCAUGGCGGAGUGCUUGGACGCGGUACUCUCCUUCUUGCCCUCUCGGCGGGUGAAAGCCGCUUUGGUCACCGCAGGGCGUGCAGUGCCCAAACAGCUCCACGAUCGCUUAGACGAUCCUGGAUUCAGCGGGCAUGAAUUCUGGGAUAGGUGCGUGAGCACCAUCGGGAUACACGAGUCGUUCGAGCGGCCUCCGGUCAUGUGCUGCAAUCUACGGCACCUUGAUAAAACUCAUGGCAGGACACCGGCACCCCUUCCCGAGCCAAAAGCCUGUUCUCGAUGUUUGUGCGUUGUUUACUGCUCCACGGAAUGUCAGACGGAGGACUGGCUAGCCAUUCAUCGUUUCGAAUGUGACGUGUUCCGCUCGGAGCGUAAGGAAGUCCAGGAAGAAGAUCUAUGGAUCCGCCACGCAACCCGGUUCCACUUCCUCCGCGUCGCGCAAAUCUACCUCCGGGAGAGCAACAUUAACAAGGAAAUGCUGCAAAGGGAGAAGAUGUCCGAGUCAUCAAGUGACAUCCUGGUGAAUCCGACAGUCCACACAGCGUUCUCAGAGAACGCGCUGAUUCACCCUUUCAACGAAGUAGCUCCCGCCAGUCAAGUUCGUGGACGUCUGGAGAAGCUGAGGUUUUGGUCGGCGAAAAGGUUCGAUGCUGUUGUCGCCGCGGUACGGGAAAGAGAGGGGCUUUCGAUGGUCGCGUUUAGGUUCCAGUAUGGGGCGCUUGCGCUGCACGUCUUGUGUUUGGCUGAACUUGAUGGGAAUACGAGUGUACAUCGGUUUUCGGUUGGAACGGUUCAGAUUGAGUAUAAAGACGAAGCGAGCCGGAGGGAUGUUACCAUCGUUGAUGAGUGA